Rubroshorea leprosula is the source of this 739-nucleotide messenger RNA. The record is from the annotation of a GenBank genome assembly. NCBI's taxonomy places the organism in Eukaryota, Viridiplantae, Streptophyta, Magnoliopsida, Malvales, Dipterocarpaceae.
GGAAUGAAGAAUCAGGACAAAGCGCCGGCGUUCACUGUUCAUAACCAACGCAACAACAUUCCAGAGCUGCAGAACGAUGGGGUCGAGUGUGGGAAGUGAGUUGCACAACGUCUUCGUCUACGGCAGCCUCUUGGCCGACGACGUUGUUCGCGUCCUUUUGAAUCGCGUCCCCAAAUCCUCCGUCGCCGUCCUCCAUAGCCACCAUAGGUUUAGCAUCAAAGGACGAGUUUAUCCAGCGAUUUUACCUGUUGAAAAUAGCAAAGUUACUGGAAAGGUUCUGUUAGGAAUUACAGGCCCUGAAUUGCAUAUCUUAGAUGAAUUUGAGGAUGUUGAGUACCAAAGGAGCUCUGUCGAGGUCUCUUUAAUGGAAAAUUCUGACAAGUUACAAGCGUACACAUAUGUCUGGAACGACAAAAAUGAUCCAAACUUGUAUGGAGACUGGAAUUUUGAGGAAUGGAAACGGGUUCAUAUGGAAGAUUUUCUCAAGAUGAGUAAUGAAUUUAUGGAAGCGCUUGAGCUGCCCGAGUCAAAGCCGCGAGUUGCAAUGUAUGAAUCCUUCUAUCAGCAGCAUGAUAAUAAUCCUCCCAAGUGUUGAUCAUUUUCUCAACAAAUUUAAGUCUGAACUAUGUCUCAAGUCUCAACAAUAUGAUAAUUGAAACUGUUUAUAUUUCCAAGUGUUGAACAUUUACAUGGAUAUCCUGAAAUGUGUAGUUUAUGAUUCUCGUAAUUGCUAUUUUAU